This is a messenger RNA of Echinops telfairi (small Madagascar hedgehog), 945 nucleotides long. It is a transcript of the gene LHFPL7, whose product is annotated as transmembrane protein 211. The record is from RefSeq and is a predicted model, not a curated record. Gene Ontology annotation, cellular component: membrane. NCBI's taxonomy places the organism in Eukaryota, Metazoa, Chordata, Mammalia, Afrosoricida, Tenrecidae.
AUGGCUGGUCCCGAGGAGAUAAAGUUCCGUCCGGCUCAGCAGGAAACGCUGGCCACCGAGGCGGCGCGCGGAGGUCACCCGCCCGGCGCUGUGGCCCAGAGCAGGGUUUCAGGGUGCGGCGUCGCGGCUCUUGGGCGGAUGUGCGCCCAAGGGAGCCCGAGGUCACACUCAAGGGAAACCAGGGGGCGACCGACUAGCCCCUCGCCCCCAGUGCCCACCGCGCAACCUACCUUGGAGCUGCUGGCCGGCGCCCGCCGCCACCUGCCCGCAACCGCGCACCUGCCCAGGCCUGCCGCGCGGCUGGCAGACCGUGACAGACAUGACCUGAUUGUGAGCAGCAUGUGGGCAGCUCUGGGGCUGUCCCUGACCAGCAUCUCAGCCCUCAGCCUGGUCUCCCCUGCCUGGUUUCAGACUCCCACCUUCUCCUUUGGCGUCCUCACCUACUGCUCCUGGACACAGGGUAGUCAGAGCUGUGAAACCUUUGCAUCCCUGAAUAAUAUUCCUGACAAUACCUGGAAGGUCUCAGCUGUGAUGCUCCUGGCUGGCUGGCUCCUGUUGGCCUUCAAUUCAAUCCUUCUUCUGUCCUGGGUCCUGUCACCCAAAGGUCUGUGGCCACAAAGGGGCAGUGGCCCAGCUCCAGGAGUGCAGUCAAGAGCAGAUAUAGCCACUGUCGUAGGCCUGCUGCUUUUCCCCAUAAGCUUGGCCUCCCCAUUCAGCAAGAAAGCCUCCUCCGUAGACCACAGUGGGCAGUGCCAACCGGGCUGGGGCUAGGUGACAGCCAUCCUCAGUGUAGUCCUGGCCAAUCUCCUGUCCGUCAUUGGAUGUCCCUGGAAAACCGAGGUUCAGGGGAAGACCAUCUUCUUCUCCAGUGACACCGCGACUAUCACCUUUAAACCAGAGACCAGCAAAGUUAGGUGUCAUGGGGUCAGUGCCAACUCACAGUGA